Messenger RNA from Odontomachus brunneus, 1364 nucleotides. RefSeq names its product mitochondrial import inner membrane translocase subunit Tim13. The record is from RefSeq and is a predicted model, not a curated record. The transcript is spliced from 3 exons. NCBI's taxonomy places the organism in Eukaryota, Metazoa, Arthropoda, Insecta, Hymenoptera, Formicidae. The coding region runs from base 147 to 419 and encodes 90 amino acids.
CUUCACGUGCUACUCGUGCGACCGGCAGUGAGCUUUGGUUAGGUUAGAUCAUAGGUUAGGUGUGAUUCGUGCUUGCCAGUCACAAAACUUCUUGUAUCUCAAUUUAUUAUCGCUGCUAAGAGAUAAUAAAUCCUCAGACUGAAAAUAUGGAAGGAAUGUCUGCGGCAAGUUUAAGCGACUCUGAGAGGGAGCAGUUGAUGAUCAAUCUGAAGCAGCAAAUAGCUGUCGCCAAUACCCAGGAACUGCUCGUGAAAAUGACGGAGAAGUGUUUCAAAAAGUGCAUAUUCAAGCCGGGCACGUCGUUGGAUAGCACGGAACAGAAAUGCUUAGCAAUGUGCAUGGACCGUUACAUGGACUCUUUCAAUCUUGUUUCGAGAGCAUACGGUGAGCGAAUUCAGAGAGAACGCAAUAGGAUGUAAAUAUAGGAAAUUGGGACAAGCAUACUGUUACCUGUUAAUCAUAGUAUAAUUUGUACAUGAUCAAAAGGGUAAUAUAGUAUUUUGUACAUAUGCAUUUUGUUUUACAACAAAAGCAACAGGGGUAUAUUAUCAUUUCCUAGAAUAAAAAAAAAUAUUUACACUUUACCAUUUGACAAUUUUAAUACAGUACAUUGUAAAAAAAUUAUUGUACAAUUGUAUUAUACAUGUAUAUGUCUAUACCUUUAAAUUUAUACAUACCACUGUGUGUAUAUACAUAUAUGCAUAUAUACAAUUGUAUAUGAUUAAAUUGUAAUAUUUCACCUGCCAUUUAUCUGCAUUUGAAAAUGCAGAAGACUAUCAUUUAUGUAGCAAAACAACAUAUACAUGGUUGUUAAUAUUGCAAACUAUUGAAAUGAUAUCGACAUGAUAUCAUUCAUCACUAUAGGGUAAUGGAAUUAACUGUACACUAGGAUGCAAGAUAAUAAAAGAACAUAGACAACGAGUGCAAAAGAGAAAAAUCUUUAUAAAAUAAAUAACAUAUACAUGAAUACAUAUUAUUACAUCAUACUUGAAAAUCAUAAAUAAGUAACAUAGGUGUUUUUUUUUUAUUGUUGUAAAACCCACAAUUCCACAGUACUUUUAUUUGCAUUCUUUAUAAUUAUUUCAUACACACUAAAAGGCACGGUAUAGCUACCAAUGUUUCAACGUGGUUACAAAAUAAUUAUCUGCGAUCGUGAAUACCGAAGGAAUACCGUAUAUAAAGCGGGUAGUAAUACUUUGUUCGUGAGACUUCAAACUGUAGAUUAUUAUGAGUAGCUAUGACUAUGGCUAUGUGAUGGUUACCUAUGUUGCGAAAGUAUCGAGGUUGUCACUCCAUGAAAUGUGCAUUAAAAACCGCUGUUAUAUAUACAUACAUUUUUCACAAUAAAAUAUUAUUUAAUUUUA